AUGAAGCCCGACAAGUUGGCCGAGCUUCACAAGUCCCGCGAUUCGGAACUCAACCUGGACGCCCUUCGAACACCAACGCCCGUGCACGACGAUCUGGAAAAGCGUUUGCUCCAAUGGAUCAAGGUGGCACGAGCGCGAUUCGAGACAACCAAGAUUGGGUUGAGCGGCAUCAUGAUCCAGACCCAGGCAACAAAGUUCGCGUCGGAGAUGGGCAAGAAGGACUUCACGGCAAGCAAGGGCUGGCUACAUCGCUUCCUCAAGCGCUACGGCUUCAAGCACAUCAACCUGCAUGGCGAAGCUGGCGACGUGGACAAGACGAAGUAUGAGGAGCAGAUCGCGAAGAUCCGGGAGCAGCUGGAGGGGUUCGACGUCGAGCUCAUCUUCAACAUGGACGAGACGGGGCUUUUCUUCCGCUGUUUCCCGAGAGGCACGUAUGUCACGAGGGCAGAGGAUGCUGCAGGGGUCAACAGGAAAACCGCACGAGGUUCGAAGGCCAUGAAGGCCAAGGACCGAUGCACAGUUGUCGCCUGCUGCAACACCACCGGGUCGCUCAAGGUGCCGCUGGCCGUUAUCAGCACGGCAAAAAACCCGAUGGUUUUCCGGCAUAUUCGCAGAUCACCAAUCCCCUACUACUCCCAGCAAAGUGCCUGGCUCGACUCAACACUCUGUCAGCGGUGGUUCGACGAGGUUUUCGUCCCCUUUGUGAAGAAGACCACUGGGAAGAAGGUGGUGCUCUUGUGGGACAACUGCCCAGGCCACAAGAUCAAGAACGACGACCCGCAGAUCAUCAUCAUCUUCCUGCCCCCGAACGUCACGUCCGUCUUUCAACCCAUGGACAUGGGGAUCCUGUUUGCCCUCAAGUGCCAGUACAAGACCGAGAUGGUGGCGAGACUGGCGGAUCUCAUCGACGUGUGGGACGCAGUGCGCGCGCGAAAAAUCAGAAGGGGCUGCCGGGGCCUGAACGAUGCGGGCCAGGCGACAAUGCUGGAUGUGACGGAGAUUCUGUCGGAGAAGUGGGAGAGCUUCUCGAGCCAGACUGUCAUCAGGUGCUGGCUCAAGGCCAACAUCCUUCCCAGGGAGCACGAAAACGCGCUCAAGGGCAAGGACACGCGGCUGGACCGAGAGGACAAGGAGGACACGGCCAUCAUCGACGACCUCUGCGAAAUGGUCUCCAAGAUGUCUAUGCCAGCCAGCGCCACGGACUCUAGAUCCACGGCGCGAGUGUUGACGGACAACUUGUUCGUCGAGAAAGCCUCAGGCCUCACGGACGCUGAAGUGCGUCAGGCAGUAAAGACGUGGCUUAGUGUAGAGGACGACCCAGAGGUGUUGGAGGAAGAAAUAGCAAUGGAACUGCAGGCUGUAGACGAGCAACUGGCCGGCGUAACCCUCGAUGACGAUGUACCCAGCGAAGAGGAAGACGACGACGGUAGGUCAGAGUCGUGCGUGACAACGUCGCUUACAGAGGCCGACGUCCGCUUUCGCCUCGAGGAGUGCCGCUCCUUUUUGAAUGCGAAAGGGAAGGACGGCGAGUACAGCGAAACGCUGUACCUUCUUUCGAGGACUGUGCAUUCGUUCACUCACGAAACUCAAGUCAACCGAAGAGCGAAGCAGGGGGGUGAGGUGCAGGCCACUCUUGGCGAUAUGUGGGGGCGAUAGUUUUUUUUUUCGGAGGGCAUACAGCGAUGGGCUCUUUUUUUUUAUUGCUUCAUCUUCACCGAUAAUUUAGCGUUGAUGUCCAUCUGAGUUUCGUGUGUAGGGUGUUUGUGUCUCUAUCGCUUAGGAUAUACUGAAGUAUCGUGUCAAAGUUGGAACCGCUGUGGUGAAGGAUGUGUCGGUGAGGUU
This is a messenger RNA of Ectocarpus sp. CCAP 1310/34, 1842 nucleotides long. Lineage: Eukaryota; Phaeophyceae; Ectocarpales; Ectocarpaceae. The record is from the annotation of a GenBank genome assembly.